Molecule: messenger RNA, 2473 nt
Organism: Aethalodelphis obliquidens (Pacific white-sided dolphin)
Lineage: Eukaryota; Metazoa; Chordata; Mammalia; Artiodactyla; Delphinidae
Gene: UPRT
Product: uracil phosphoribosyltransferase homolog
Exons: 7
Coding region: 924-1559 (211 amino acids)
Source: RefSeq, a predicted model, not a curated record
AAAAAAUUAAAAUUAAAAAAAGAAUACAGGCCUAUAUUCUUCCUAUUGCUCAAUUAUAGUCCAUAUUUUAGAGAGUUAGUAUCUGUAAUAAUGAUAGAACUGUGGUUACUCUACGAAACCUAAUGCCAUUUGUGUCAGGGGUAUUUCAUUGCUUUUCCCUGUCAGAGAAAGUAAAUGAAGGUUGAAAAAGAGUCAUGAUUAAUCGUAUAGUGAGAUAAUAUAUGCUUGCAUAUGCCAUUUCGAUGCUGUGUUGGGGAAUAUUUUAGGUAUGCUAUGGAUAGGCAGAUGGGGAUUUUUAAGUACAUAAACUGUAAGUCUGUCAGAUUGUUUAACUUACAUGAGAGAAAGAGGAGGAACAAUGCUAGGUUUUUACAUACAGAAAAAAUGUCAGCCUUAUAAACAUUCUUCUUUUGGCUGGGUAACAGUUUGUGGGUAGGUGCAACCCUCGAUUAUUAUUACUUGGGUACCUCAGGAUCUGAAAGUACUGGCCAGAAGGAAGUGUACAGGAAGUAGGUAGAAAGAUGUAUGGAAUAAACUAUUUGGUUGAAAAACAGGCAAAGGGAAAAAGUUAUCAAUAGUUUGAGAAAGGUCUUGGAAAUUAGGUUAUGUCUUCUUGAAAGCAAUGGCAGAAACAGAGGAUUUACUUGUUUGUGCCAUUCUCAUUCCAAAAAGGAUUAGAGACAGAGUAUCAAUAGAUGGGUUACUUAUGUUGGUAAUAGGGUUUUAGAUCAAGGUGAAUGGUGCGCGAGAAUGGGGAGAACCUGGUUUUCUAACUGCAAAGUUUUUUUCUUAACUUGAGCUCUGGACUUGCUGCCAUCUUCCAGGGGGAACUUGUUCAUCUCCUGAUUGAAGAGUAUAUACUUGGGCAGUUCCGUGGGAGACUGCAUGAUCUUUUCAAUUCCUCUCUCUAGUGUUAAUAUCAAAUGAGCAUUUUCAAUAAUAUUUACCAAGUCAUUCCAUUUAGGUUCCUGUAUCCUAGUGAAAAAUGUCAUGUCUCAAUAAUAGUCUGUUACAGGACAGCCAGUAGAGGGGACUUCAUGUUUUCUGCGGAUCGUUUGAUCAGACUUGUUGUGGAAGAGGGAUUGAAUCAGCUACCAUAUAAAGAAUGCAUGGUGACCACUCCAACAGGGUACAAGUAUGAAGGAGUGAAAUUUGAGAAGGGAAACUGUGGGGUCAGCAUAAUGAGAAGCGGUGAGGCAAUGGAACAAGGUUUACGAGACUGCUGUCGAUCCAUACGAAUUGGAAAGAUCCUGAUUCAGAGUGAUGAGGAGACACAAAGAGCCAAAGUAUAUUAUGCCAAGUUCCCCCCAGACAUUUACAGGAGAAAAGUCCUUCUGAUGUAUCCGAUUCUCAGCACUGGAAACACUGUAAUUGAAGCUGUAAAGGUUCUCAUAGAACAUGGAGUUCAACCUAGUGUUAUUAUCCUACUCAGUCUGUUCUCCACUCCUCAUGGUGCCAAAUCAAUCAUUCAAGAGUUUCCAGAGAUCACAAUUUUAACUACUGAAGUUCAUCCUGUUGCACCUACACAUUUUGGACAGAAAUACUUUGGAACAGACUAAGUUAUUGAAGGAAAAUUAUUCUAUUGUGUAAUAUUACAGUUAUGAGUUUCUACCUGUUUGACUAAUUCACUUGAGGAAUGACAUAGAAAAUCAUUUUAAAGAUACUUUGUAAGUUUUGGAAAUAGGUAUAUUAAAAGGAAAUACUUGAGGUUUGUUUUUUUAUUUAGCUAUUUCUUGACCGUUGGCACCAAAUUCAGCAAUGAAGCACACGCAGCUCUUCAAAAAUAUUUUAAUAAUGUUCUUAUGCAAAUUGCUGAUCCAUCAGUGCAUUAAACUGUUCCCUAAUUUAUGAACCUCAGUUUAGAGGUUGCUUGCAGCCACAAGUAAAACCCAAAUGGGAGUCAGUUCAUUGGCCCACUCUAGUUUGCAUUUUGUUUAGUUUGCUUUUAGUUCUAGGGAGAUUUCAUAUAUGUGGCUGUUGUCACCUUCCUCUACUCUUUACUUCCUAGUACAAUACACACUGGUAACUUGGAGAGGAUGAAUAAAGAAUGCCUCAUAUAAUUUUACGUUUCCAUUAGUGUCCUUACUCAGUUGGCAGAUCCAGGGUAUACAGUUAGCUCUUCGUUCAAGCCAUUAUGUUCUUCAUGGCUCACUUCCUACCAUGUGCAUUGUUGGUAGGUGCCUUGUCAAGUGUAAUGCAGUGAAGACGAUGGUGGGGCAUUCCAGCAACUGGAAAUGUAACACUAAUUGCUCAGAUUGAACCAGGGAUGUCUGGAUGUUGACAAGGGAGGGCUAAAUACUGUUAAUGCCAUCAAUGACCUAGAAAUGAAUUGGUGGUGAUUUUUCUGAGGUGUGGGGGAAUGGAUGGUUUAUUGCUGGGCGUAUGGCCAAUAAGUAAAUUAAAAUGCUUCAUUUUUGUGUUUUCAUAUAAAUUGUGAAAUUUUUUGUUCUAGUUCUGUGAAAAAUGCCAGUGG